This is a messenger RNA of Panthera uncia (snow leopard), 1135 nucleotides long. Its product is annotated as methyl-CpG-binding domain protein 3-like 1. Bases 400 to 1008 code for a protein of 202 amino acids. NCBI's taxonomy places the organism in Eukaryota, Metazoa, Chordata, Mammalia, Carnivora, Felidae. The record is from RefSeq and is a predicted model, not a curated record. The transcript is spliced from 2 exons.
AGAAAGAAAAGUAGGGAAUGUUUGAAACAAGCCUUGUGAAAAAACAGGGAAUAAAAAUGCCAACACAUGAAAAUAAAGUAAAAUUUCCAGUCAUUACGGAUGCUUCGCAGGGGAGGCAGGUGAUUUUGGAUUUAUAGUGGUACCAAAAUAUGUGUGCUCUUCUCAGUAGUUAUAAGACCAGCAGUAUCUAGCAUAGCAGAUAAACAGGGUCUUUCAGAUUCGAAGUUUUAUAAGGCAGAUAUGACAAGUGUUAAAGAAUUCUGGAUUAUUCCAAGGGAAUUAUUGAGAUCAUAGACCAUGGAAUCCAGGAGUGAUAGGGAUAGGGGAGAAAGUAAGGUGAAGAUACGGUGAUCUGGCAUCACUUCCGAUCUUGAGGGACAGGGCAAAAGGAAAAGAAGUAUGAUGGUCAAGACUUCACAGAGGAAGCAACAUGAUUGUGGAAACCAAUCCAAACUGAAGUCUCGCUUAAGUGUCUCAAUCCCUUUGAGGAUGUCCAGUUAUGUAUUUAAGACGCCAGUUACCAGAAUCACAGCCCAUCCUGGCAACGAGGUCAGAUGCCAUCACUGGGAGGGAACCUUGGAUAAGCCCCAACAGGUUUGCUGGCAAAAGAGACUGCAAGGUCUCCAGGCCUGCAGCAGCACAGGGGAACCAUUAAGCACUUUGGACCUUGCCAAAGCCUUGCAAAAGCUCGCACCUCAGUGGACAGGUGGCUAUCUGCCAGGUGUUCUUGCAGGUGGCCCGAACUCGAGCCCCAUGCCCAUCCUUGCCAGCUCUUCGGAUUUGGCCAAGAUGAUUCCAGAAGCUGGUCUGGGUAUCCCGCAGCUCAUGUGCAAACAAUUUCUGGUGACUGAGGAGGAUAUCAAGAAACAAGAAAAGAAAGUGAAGACGGCAAGAGAAAGGCUGGCUACAGCACUGGCUAUAGACAGACUCGCUAGCGAGGCAGAAAAAGUGAGGGGCCAAGAAGGACAUCUCGAAAAACACCACGAAGAAAAGGAGAGCCCUGUGUAGAUGGAAUGCAGCACAGCACUUUAUUAAUGUCCCUUUGCAGUGUCCAUUGUGUCUUCGUGCUCUGAGCCCCUGAAACUUAAGUAUGUACCAAUACUUUCCUUGUAUUAAAUUGUAUUGUGUGACACAA